AUGGUUGAGCUAUCAGCGAUUUUAUAUUUUUCUGUUGUACCAUGGUUGUGGUACACAGUUGUUCACCAUGGUAUUAUCCUAAACGCCUAUGUACAAGAAAAGAUUGGCAUUGAUUUGGGUAUUGGGGCAGAUAGUGAGAUUAAGUGCUCCAUCAUGUUUUUCCUCUACACAGCUCUACUCGUAUUUGUGGAUUCAUUCCCAUGGACAACCUAUAGCACGUUUGUAAUUGAAGCACGUCAUGGUUUUAAUAAACAGACGUUUGGUUUCUUCAUUAAGGACCAAAUAAAGUCGCUGUUUAUUUCAAUGCUCAUUGGUAUUCCAGUGUUAUCGUGUUUGAUAUGGAUUAUCAAAGCUGGUGGACAAUAUUUCUACGUAUAUGCUUUUUUGUUCACUGUCUUAGUCACAGUAUUUUUGAUGUUUGUGUAUCCAGAAUUUAUUGCUCCUCUGUUCGAUCGAUAUGAGCCUUUACCCGAUGGGUCUUUAAAGACAAAGAUUGAAGCAUUAGCUGCAUCUAUCGAGUUCCCUUUGAAAAAGCUUUUAGUCGUUGAAGGAUCUAGACGUUCAGCUCAUAGCAAUGCUUAUUUUUAUGGAUUUGGUAAGAACAAAAGAAUCGUUAUCUUUGAUACACUAAUUCGUGGCUUCAAAUUCCCGAAUAAAAGUGAAUCUGUAAAUGAGCAAGAUAAUAAGGAGGAUUCUUUUCAACGUGGUUGCUCAGUUGAUGAGGAAAUACUAUCGGUUAUUGCCCAUGAAUUAGGACAUUGGAAACUUGGUCAUACAAUUUAUAAUCUGUUCAUCGGAAAGGCGAAUCUUUGA
Heterobilharzia americana is the source of this 813-nucleotide messenger RNA. Lineage: Eukaryota; Metazoa; Platyhelminthes; Trematoda; Strigeidida; Schistosomatidae. The record is from the annotation of a GenBank genome assembly.